CACGCCGGGCGCGGGACUCUGAGCUUCGGCCGCGCCGCGCGCCCGCACCUGCCCUGUCCCCUCGGGGCUUCCCCGCCGACCUAGCCCGCCGGCCAUGAGGCUUUGGCCCGGAGCCCCCUAGUCUCUGAGCCGCGCAUCGCCCGCGCCGCUGGGCCACUGAUAGAACUCGGGCCGCUGAAGCUCCCCACCCUCUCCCGGGGACGGCACCCAGGAGCUCCGAGAUGGCGCGGCGCGGGACCCCCCGGCCGCGCAAAGUUCGCAGGAGGCGAGAGAUGCUGCCACAGCAAGUUGGCUUCGUGUGCGCGGUGCUGGCCCUGGUGUGCUGUGCGUCCGGCCUCUUCGGCAGCUUGGGGCACAAAACAGCUUCUGCUAGCAGACGAGUCCUGCCAGACACGUGGCGAAAUAGAAAGUUGAUGGCACCAGUGAAUGGGACUCAGACGGCCAAGAACUGCACAGAUCCCGCAAUUCAUGAGUUCCCCACAGACCUGUUCUCCAAUAAGGAGCGACAGCACGGAGCCGUCCUGCUGCACAUUCUCGGUGCUCUGUACAUGUUCUACGCCUUGGCCAUCGUGUGCGACGACUUCUUCGUUCCGUCUCUAGAGAAGAUCUGCGAGAAACUCCAUCUGAGCGAAGAUGUGGCUGGGGCCACCUUCAUGGCUGCAGGAAGCUCAACGCCGGAGCUGUUCGCCUCUGUGAUUGGCGUGUUCAUCACCCACGGGGACGUUGGGGUGGGCACCAUCGUGGGCUCCGCCGUGUUCAACAUCCUGUGCAUAAUCGGAGUGUGCGGAUUAUUCGCUGGGCAGGUGGUCCGUCUGACGUGGUGGGCCGUGUGCCGAGACUCCGUGUACUACACGCUCUCUGUCGUCGUGCUCAUCGCGGUGAUGUGGGAUUCAGAAAUGGCUUGGUGGGAAGGCCUGGUGCUCAUUGUCUUGUACGUGUUUUAUAUCCUGAUCAUGAAGUACAAUGUGAAGAUGCAGGCCUUUUUCACAGUCAAACAGAAGGGCAUCGCCAACGGCAACCCGGUCAGCAGCGAGCUGGAGCCGGGUAAUGACUUCUGUGACGGUAGCUAUGACGACCCCUCCGUGCCGUUGCUGAGGCAAGUGAAGGAGAUGCCGCAAUAUGGCAAAAGCCCCGUGGUGAUGGUGGAUGAGCUCAUGAGCUCCAGCCCUCCCAAGUUCAACUUCCCGGAAGCAGGCUUGCGCGUGAUGAUCACCAACAAGUUUGGGCCCCGGACCCGACUGCGGAUGGCCAGCAGGAUCAUAAUUAACGAGCGGCAGCGACUGAUCAACUCGGCCAAUGGAGUGAGCAGCAAGCCGCUGCAGAACGGCAGGCACGAGAACAUCGAGAACGGGAACGUGCCCGUGGAGGACCCGCCACAGGAUCAGGAGCAGCAGCUGCCGCCACAGCCGCCACCCCCGGAGCCAGAGCCGGUGGAGGCUGCCUUCCUGUCCCCCUUCUCCGUGCCCGAGGCAAGAGGGGACAAAGCCAAGUGGGUGUUCACCUGGCCACUCAUCUUUCUCCUGUGCAUCACCAUCCCCAACUGCAGCAAGCCCCGCUGGGAGAAAUUCUUCAUGGUCACCUUCAUCACCGCCACGCUGUGGAUCGCCGUGUUCUCCUACUUCAUGGUGUGGCUGGUGACUAUUAUCGGAUACACACUGGGGAUCCCCGAUGUCAUCAUGGGCAUUACUUUCCUGGCGGCAGGGACGAGUGUUCCGGACUGCAUGGCCAGCUUAAUCGUGGCGAGACAAGGCCUUGGGGACAUGGCGGUCUCCAACACCAUCGGAAGCAACGUGUUUGACAUCCUGGUAGGACUCGGAAUACCAUGGGGCCUGCAGACCAUGGUUAUUAAUUACGGGUCCACGGUGAAGAUCAACAGCCGGGGGCUGGUCUACUCCGUGGUGCUGUUGCUGGGCUCCGUCGCGCUCACCGUCCUUGGCAUCCACCUGAACAAGUGGCAGCUGGACCGGAAGCUGGGUGUCUACGUGCUGGUUCUCUACGCCAUCUUCUUGUGCUUCUCCAUAAUGAUAGAGUUUAACGUCUUCACCUUCGUCAACUUGCCGAUGUGCCGAGAAGACGAUUAA
Molecule: messenger RNA, 2081 nt
Organism: Propithecus coquereli (Coquerel's sifaka)
Lineage: Eukaryota; Metazoa; Chordata; Mammalia; Primates; Indriidae
Gene: SLC24A4
Product: solute carrier family 24 (sodium/potassium/calcium exchanger), member 4
Exons: 18
Coding region: 222-2081 (619 amino acids)
Biological process (GO): sensory perception of smell; calcium ion transmembrane transport; intracellular calcium ion homeostasis
Cellular component (GO): membrane
Molecular function (GO): calcium channel activity; calcium, potassium:sodium antiporter activity
Source: RefSeq, a predicted model, not a curated record